AUGUCCACCGAGGAACCUAUCCCUGUGCCGUCUAGCAUACCUAUUGGAAAACCGCCCCGAUCCGUCUCAGCAUCUCGAAGACGUAGAGAACAAGCCCCAGAAGGAAGAGCAGCCACAAGACCACCCAGCAUGAAUUUCUUUCCUUUGGGCUACAAAGACGCCGUGUCUCAAUGGUGGAACAGUGUUUCACCUACGGUCGCAGAACGCAAUGUAUUAUCCUGUAUCCCAUAUCUCCGAGAAGCGAUCGCAUCGACGACAGGUUCCGCGGCCGAAGUGCCCUCGGCCGAACACCCAGGCGAGGCGCAAACAACAGCCAAAAUGGAUCCAUACGGACCAAGAAUAUGGAAGUCGACAAUGGUUACGCUAUCAGGGAAGAAUAGGGGUAUGAAUGAAUUCUCAGUCGAGCGUGUUGGCGAGCAAGUCGAUGACACUCUGGUCAUGCUUCACGGGUAUGGAGCUGGACUAGGAUUUUAUUACAAAAACUUUGAAAGUCUCAGUCGAUCGAAGGGAUGGAAACUAUAUGCGCUUGAUUGGCUAGGAAUGGGAAACUCGACAAGGCCUCCAUUUAGAGUCUGCUCGAGAGAUCCAGCCACAAAGAUCACAGAAGCAGAGAACUGGUUCAUAGACGCAUUGGAGGAAUGGCGAAAGAUUCGAAAGAUCGAGAAAUUCACUCUUCUCGGCCAUUCUCUGGGCGGUUACCUGGGUGUCUCAUAUGCUCUCAAGUAUCCAGGCCACAUUAACAAGCUCAUCCUCGCUUCCCCGGUCGGAGUUCCUGAGGAUCCUUAUGCUGUUAAUGCUGACAUGCCAGAGCCUAUGGACUCAUCAUUCCAGGACGAGUUUACUGUGGAUCAACAAGCCACAACCGAAAGCCAUCUUAACGCCAACAAGCCAGGACAACCAGAAGCCAAUGCACCUAAGAAGCGCCCCUACCCACCAUGGUUGGUUUGGUUAUGGGAUGCCAACGUAUCACCCUUUAGUCUUGUGCGAAUGGCGGGACCCCUGGGACCACGAGUUGUGUCAGGUUGGACCUCCCGUCGAUUUAACCAUCUUGGUCCAGAAGAGAAACAAACCCUUCACGACUAUGCAUAUUCAAUUUUUAAACAACGGGGAAGUGGUGAAUAUGCGCUACCAUAUCUCCUUGCCCCGGGUGCACAUGCUCGACGGCCUAUCGUUAACCGAAUUCAUCGGGUGGGUCGGCAAGUUAUCACCCCUGCGACCGAGACAGCCCCGGCUGUAAAGGAGACAGGAUUCCCAAUCGUGUUUAUGUACGGGGAGAACGACUGGAUGGACGUUGCAGGUGGUCUUGCAGCUGAAGAGAAGCUCAAGCAAGUCAGGGCCAAGGUGCUUUUGCAUGGUACAGAUGAAGAGAAGAGAAGCGAAAACGGAAAAGCGAAGGUUGUUAUCGUCAGCAAAGCCGGACACCAUUUAUACCUCGACAACCCGAAUGAAUUCAACGAAUACAUCCGCAAAGAGUUAGAAGACACUCGACGGCGGACGUUGCAAGAGAAGGCUUAA
This is a messenger RNA of Hypoxylon trugodes, 1515 nucleotides long. Its product is annotated as alpha/beta-hydrolase. The coding region runs from base 1 to 1515 and encodes 504 amino acids. Gene Ontology annotation, biological process: cardiolipin acyl-chain remodeling. NCBI's taxonomy places the organism in Eukaryota, Fungi, Ascomycota, Sordariomycetes, Xylariales, Hypoxylaceae. The record is from RefSeq and is a predicted model, not a curated record. Gene Ontology annotation, cellular component: mitochondrial inner membrane. The transcript has 2 exons. Gene Ontology annotation, molecular function: A2-type glycerophospholipase activity.